Molecule: messenger RNA, 3665 nt
Organism: Pseudomyrmex gracilis
Lineage: Eukaryota; Metazoa; Arthropoda; Insecta; Hymenoptera; Formicidae
Product: peroxidase-like
Exons: 13
Coding region: 468-2873 (801 amino acids)
Biological process (GO): response to oxidative stress
Molecular function (GO): peroxidase activity; heme binding
Source: RefSeq, a predicted model, not a curated record
AAUACUUCAAAUCCGCGCACGCUAAGUUCGAUCCUGAGGUAAAAGAGGGAACAAGAUAGACGCUCUUCUUCUCCUUAUCUCGUUCUCUUUCUCUUUUUCUCCGCUCGCAUAACUAAAUGAACAAACGAGUGCGAGAAGGUACGCAGCAAACGUGACAGGAGGAACAGAGGAAGGGAAAUCCACGUAUUCGUGGCACAGAACUCCGUCGUUGUAUAUCAGUACCGUCGAAGUGCGUUUCUGUCGGUCGCCACGCGUACACCUGAUGCAGGUGCGUCAUUAACGAACCGCGUCGCGGUACGACGAAACGUCGUCGUGGAAAUUCGUUUGAGUUUCGCUCAUUCGUUUCGCUUCAGAGUCGAUGAAAUAUAAAAACAACGCAGGUGUAAUCAGAACGGAACUGUGAUAGAUACACCAUCGUGAAUCGCGCAUUCGAAACCAGUAAGGUGAACCGAAACGGAAAUCGCCGCAUGUGGCUGUUCCGUCAGAGAAUGUUUCUCGUUACACCGGUCGACAAUAAUCGUUGGGCCUACGCAAUGUACGGACUGGAAAAACCGAUGGAUCAUGUGUCCGCCGGUGGUGUCAUGGCGGGCUCCGUUGCCACUUUGGCGAUCCUUUGGGUGUCCCUUCAGACGAUGGGACUUCUGGGACACUCUCACUCUAUCGGCACGCACCAGCUGCCCGAAUCACUGCAAAAUUACCUUGCCAGUUAUACCGAUGCGCUUUCAGGACUGCCAGUUGCUAAUUACGGCUCCGAAGCCAUCGUGGAUACAGGUCGUUUUCAAAACAAAAGAUUUCCAAGGAUCGGCGGAGCAACUCUGAACAACUCGAUCAUGUUCGCACAGACGCUGGUCGAUCGCAUGAGCACUCUCGAGAAUAAUAUUGCAAACGCCGGUAUUGAACUCGAGGCGCAGAGUCCAGCUCAGAAGCAAUUCUGGAACUCUUACCCUUCUGCGGAUGCUUUCGAAAGAAGCCUUGAUGCCAUUGUAGCCACGAAAGCAUCGUCCUAUCUUGUCCAUCAAAACUGUCGAAGAUUUGGUUUAGAUAAAAAUGACUGCGCCCGUUAUAUAUCGACGUUAGAGCUGCAAGGCACCUCGCUCGGUGAAUCUUGUGCCGCGGUGCAUAGCAUGGAAUGCGACAGAAGGUCGAAAUAUCGCAGCAUCGACGGCACGUGCAACAAUAUUGAGAAUCCGAGCUGGGGCAGCGCGAUGACCGCGUACACCAGAGUUCUCUUCUCUCAAUACUUCGACGGCAUCCAAGAACCGAGGCACGUCGGACAAACCAAACAACCACUGCCAAGCCCGAGAGUCGUAAGCGCCGCUCUGUCCACCGCGAACGAUCAAUCGGACGCUAGCAGGACACUGGCUGUGAUGGAAUGGAGCCAAUUUGUCGCUCAUGACAUUGCCUACACCCCAGUUCGCAAAAUGGUCUCAACUGGGCAACCAAUUUCUUGCUGCCAAUCGGAUGGAGACACCCUGUCCCCGCGUCAUGUUCAUCCGGAUUGUUUUCCUAUCAGCGUGCCAGAUCGCGAUCCCGUUUAUGGCCGACAUUACGUUCGUUGUAUGAAUUACGUUCGGUCCUUGCCCGUUCUGAGGUCGGAAUGCACCUUCGGGCCCGUAGAACAGAUGAACCAAGUGAGUCAUUUCUUGGACGGUUCCGCGAUUUAUGGAUCAUCUUUGAAAAAAUCACGCGAACUUCGCACGUUCGAGGGCGGUCGUCUUCACGUCGACUCGCGAAACAAUCGCGAAUACUUACCGAGAGCAAGUGCCGAAUCCGCAGAGCAGUGCGGAGAGAACUGCUACAAUUCCGGUGACAAUCGUGUGAACAUUGAACCUCAAUUGGCUGUGAUCUAUACGAUUUGGCACCGCGAGCACAAUCGCAUCGCCAACAAGCUUGCCAGGUUGAAUCCGGAUUGGUCAGACGAGAUCCUGUAUCAAGAAGCCAGACGUAUCGUAAUUGCUGAAAUUCAGCAUAUCACUUACAAAGAAUGGUUGCCGAUCCUAUUGGGCAGACGGUUCGUUCGAGCCAAUGGUCUUCUUGUAGGGAGCAGUUACAAUCGUAACUACAAUACUGAUGAUGAGCCAGCAGUCAGCAACGAAGUCGCCACUGCCGCGCUACGUUUUAUGCAUUCACUGAUGCAAUCUAAACUAAGCAUGCCGGACAAUUCUCGUCAACAGAACAAGACAAUGGAGCUAGCGGAACAUUUCUUCAAUCCACGCGUAAUCGAAUCUGACGACGUGUUCGACGGAUUGCUUCGUGGUCUCGCUACUCAAACCAGCCAGAAGAUGGACAUUAAUCUCAUUUCAGACAUGACAAGCAAACUGUACACCAGCAAUAGCAACGACUUGGGCCUCGACGCCAUUAGUUUGGACAUUGAACGCGGUCGCGAUCACGGUCUUCCCGGGUACAAUUACUACCGCAGAUAUUGCGGUCUUCCUAAUGCCAGAACUUUUGAUGAUUUCCUAGAUUACAUUCCUAAUGAGAUGGUACGUAAACUGCGUACAAUCUACUCUCAUCCUAAUGACGUGGAUCUCAUCGUGGGAGGUAUGGCGGAGAGACCGGCGGGAGACGGCAUGGUCGGUCCGACCUUCCGUUGUCUCAUUUACGAGCAGUUCUCCAGAUCCCGACGUAGCGACAGGUUCUUCUACGAUUCCGUCGUACAACCACAUCCCUUCACACCUGAGCAAUUAGCUCAACUUCGUAACGUCACCCUGGCACGUAUACUCUGCGACAACGGUAACAACGUUACAUACAUGCAGCGCAACGUGUUCAUCAAACCUCAAGCUGGGAACGAGCUGAGACGUUGCGCAGAUUUCGAAGCGAUACCCAGCGUGGACCUCUUUGCCUGGGCGGAAAGGGCGAAAGCGUACCGUUGAAAAUUUUAAUUAAUUGGCUGGUCACACUGCAAUUCUGUUCGCCCGUAGACGUAGUGCGGGCCUAGUGAAGAAAAGGGGGAAAAACGCAAAGGAAGCGCAACGCGCGCGGGGAAGAGCGAUUAUGUGAGACUUACGCAAUAGUCUCAUCAGAAUCGUCCGAGGUGUCGCGACGUAUCGCGUUCACCGUAGCCAUGACAGAGAUUGGGGGGACAGUUUCGAGGCAGAACAAAACGGAAAAAAUCACGUGACUAGUCGAUUAAAAACAAAAACAAAAUAGAAAUAUCCAGUAGCUGGAAUGAGGUUGGUGCGCGGGUGCAAACUGGAUCUGGAUGCGAUCGACGAUUCUCAGCUUUCUCACGAACUGAGAAGAACUGCCCAAGACUUUCAUCAUCACUUCGCGACCGGCUUCGCUCGUAGGACUGCAUUUUCGCGACAGUCUGAUAUUAUAUAGUCUGAUAUAAACAGCGUCCGUAGAUAGUCUCGUGUAUUAUGUGUGAAGUCUGUAUGCGUGGAAGUAAUGAACACCAAAAGCGUGUAUUAUAUCGAGGUGUUCACGCUUUUAUACGGUUGCGUUGAGUCAAUUGGUUUAAAUUACAAGUACUUAUAGCGACUGAUGAGUUUGUGAUGAUUUAGGAUAAAAAAUAUAGGAAAUAAGAUUUUUUAGAGAGCAAUUAUACCGCAAUAUUGUCUCUCAUCGCGUUAGAUUGUAAGUCGACAAAUAUAAAGAAUUAUAUUGUAGGACAAAAAGACAUAAAACGUUACAAGAUACAAAAAUAAAAUGCAUUUUUUUCA